Molecule: messenger RNA, 4403 nt
Organism: Schistosoma spindalis
Lineage: Eukaryota; Metazoa; Platyhelminthes; Trematoda; Strigeidida; Schistosomatidae
Source: the annotation of a GenBank genome assembly
GCGGAAUCGUGGAUGCGCUUUGUUGAGGAAUCCUACAAUAGGACGAAACGGUCGUUCAGUGUUUUUCAGGUUUUCUAUGGUGACCUAGCUUCAAUUGACUCAUCAUUUCAACUAAUAAAAAUAUCAAUUUUACUUUACAAAUUCAUUUUAUAUCAUUAAAACAACUAAAAAAUCUAAUUGGUUAAUCUUAGGAUACGGCCGAUCAUAAAUGAUCCAAUCAUAAUUAUUAAAAAUAGAUAAAAAAAAUUUUAACCAAUCAAAUUCAUAGAAUUUCAUAAUUUUCCAAAUUCAUAUUAUUCAUUUACUGAUUGGUUUAUUUUGUCCGAAAGUUUUUCAUUUUUUGUUUGUUUUUUUUUGUUGUUUUGUUUACUUUUUUUUUGUUUUUAUUACUUUACAUAAAACCCGCAUUUAAUCACUAUCUUAAUAGUGUAUAACAUAUUUCUUUUGAAUAUUUGGUCAAAUCAUUAGAAUUUUUUCGUUUGUUCUUUUUUUCUUCUUGUACUUCAUCUUCAUUGUUUUCAAUAUUUGAAUUAACAGAAAUGUUGAAUUCGAAUAAAUUUUCAUCAGAAAAACCUAUAAACAUGUCUGAAACUUGGAAUUGGGCAAAUUAUGAUAUUCAUUUAAAUAAUCAUAAUCAUAAUCAUAAUGGUAAUAGUGUCAGUAGUACAUUAACUCCACAAUGGAAUUCCAAUCUACCCGCAUAUAUAGAUCAGACAACUUUGAAUAAUUCAUCUAUUAAUAUCAUUAAUCCAACUACUCUGUCAACUAUAAACAAUAAUGUAUUGAAUCAUACUACUACUACUACUACUAAUAAUAAUAAUAAUAAUAAUACAAAUCUGUACAAACCCGCAUAUUCAACUAAAUUGUAUCAUACAUAUCAGGGUGAUCUUGAACAGAAUAAAUGUUUAAAUGAUUUCCCUAAUACAAAUCAAAUACAUUUACCAUCAAUUGAAUCUGUUAGACGAUUAACACAUCAUGAUCAUAAUCUCAAUGAUUUAAAUAAUAAUGAAUUAUACUCAACAUGUUUCUAUGAUGAUAAUAAUAAUCCUAAUUAUAAUCAUAAUAUUGAACAAUAUGAAAUAGAUUUACAAAAAUUACCUAAAAAUAAUUAUAAUGAUUAUUUUAUAAAUUCUGAAAGAAAUAAUAGUAAUCAUAUUGAUCGAAUUAUUGAUUAUUUCCCAGUAAUCAAUACUGAUACGAAUUAUUUAGUAAGUUCAACACCUAAUUCAUUGAUUCAUUUAAAUCAAAUUGAUCAAUAUACCCUAGUAACAUAUAAUGAAGUGAAAGGGAAUGAUAACAGUUCCAAUAUAGACCAUAGCAACAACCAUAACAAUAAUAAUAAUAAUAUAAUUAAUGAAUCCAAAGAAAAUUCCAGUUUAAUUAUUCAACAACAUUUAUGGGAUAUAAAAGAUUUAAAAUUACCAAAAGUUAAUUAUUAUGAUUCGUAUGAAUUAUGGCCAACUGGACAUUGUAGACGUGUUUAUGCUCAAACAUGUGAACGUGCACGUCGACAUCAAAGUGGUUGGGCUAUGCGUAAUACAAAUAAUCAUAAUCCUCAAGUAUUAAAAAAAUCAUGUCUUGGUGUAUUAGAAUGUUCAAUGAAUUGUAUGGUACAAGGUAAACCAUUAAGUUUACGUCCAGCUAUAUGUGAUAAAGCAAGAAAGAAACAAUGUAAUCGUGAAUGUAUUACACCUGGUUGUAAAGGUCGUUUAAUUCUACGUAAUUGUCGUGGUCAUAGCGGUUAUCCUGUAACACAUUUUUGGCGUUUUGCUAAUGGUGCUGUUUAUUUUGAAGCAAAAGGUGAACAUGAUCAUAAUCGUCCAUCAUUGAAAACAUUCGGUUUAUCUGAAUCUGAUACAAUUACCACAAAUACUACUACAAACACAAUAACUUCUAAUGUUACAACAACAACAACUAUUACUACUACUCCUAAUACUGUGGAUAAACUAGUUACAGGAAUAACAACAUCAGUAUCACCGGAUCUCAAUAGAAAAUUGAAUCAUCUUACUAAUAAUAACAACAAUAAUAUUCAAUAUAUUCAUAAUCAAAAUCCUCAUCUUCAUGACCAGUUGCCACAACAACAACAACAACAACAACAACAACAACAGGGAUGUCAUGACUAUCGAUUUCUUCCACAAUAUGAACAAUCAUUAAUCGAUCAACAGAGUGUAACAUUAUCAAAUGAAUUUUGUAAUUAUUAUAAUUAUCAAUCAUUAAAUCAUACACAAUUAGAUAAUUCACAUUUAUUAUCAUUAAAUAAAACAAAACAUUUAAGUAAACGUGUUACAAAUAGAAAAGGAAUACGUCGUGAAAAAAAGUUAACAAAUACACAUUUAAAAAAACAACAAAAAUGUGAAAAUUAUUACAAAAAAUUAUCUAAUGAACCUAAUUGUACAUCCGGUGAAAUAAAAAGAAAUCGAAAAAUUCAACACAAUACAAGAUCAGAUCAAAUUAACAAAUUUAAAAUCCCUAUUAAACCUGAUAAAAAUGAUCACGAUCAAAUUUUCUAUGAUGAUCCAUUUCAUGAUGACACAAUCCAUAAUUGUUAUGCAAUAAAUAUCACUAAUAAGUAUAUUAAUAAUCAUAACAAUGAUAAUUUAUGGAAUCAUGAAACGAUAAGUCGAAUUGAUUCAAGCUUGAAUCAAUCUAUUGAAAAAGAACAGUACAAUACCAUUGAGAUUAAUACAAUGAAUUAUCCUUAUUAUUCUGAUCCACUUUUUACAACUACAUCAUUAUCAUCAUCAUCAUCAUCAUCAUCAUCACCAUCAUCAUCAGUAACCAUAACAACAGUGAAUCAACAUCAUUCAUCAUUACCAUUUUGGAAUUGUAUACAAGAUUUAGAUAGUUAUUUAUCAACUAAUUAUAAUUAUAUGACAAAUACUAUCAUCUCUACUAUGUAUUCAUCAUCUAAUUGGUCAUUAUCAUCAUGUGUAUUAUCAAAUUCAUCAUUAUCAUCUUCAUCUAUUUAUUCCACUUGUACUACUUGUUCAUUAUCAUUAUCAUCAUUGCCUAUAUGUACUACAAAUAUAUCUACAUCAUUAAAUAAACAAAUUGAUCUAAAUUCUAUUGAAGGUAUUCAAUGUUGUAAUCCUUUAACAGAAUCUUAUCAUCAAUUAAUAAAUACAUCAAAUUUAAAUUGUAAUGAAUCAUAUAUUAUAUCAUCUUCAUAUAAUGAAUAUUCUCAAAGUGUAUUUAUCAAUUCAAUGUACCGUGAAAAUGAACAGAGUAAUCCAGUACAGUUUAAUAAUAAUAAUAAUAAUAAUAAUAAUAAUAAUAAUAAUAUAAAUGAAGAAAUUUAUCAUUCUACACCACAACAACCAAUAUAUACAGAUGAUUAUUAUCAUUAUCAUUAUUAUUACUAUUAUUAUUAUUCUAAUCCAUGUAUAUCAAUAUCAGAUCAAAUAAUUUUACAUGAUCCUAUCACUACUACUAGUACUAUUACAAAUAGUAGUAUUAGUAGUGUUAAUACUGAUACUAAUACUACUUAUUCUAUAAAAUCUAUCAAUAAUUAUUCUAUAGAAAGUCUCAAUUCAAAUCAUCGACAACCUUAUCAUCAUCAUCAUGAUCAUCAUCAUCAACAACCGACCGUUCAAUGGUCAACGAAUGAUAUUCUUGAUCACCGGACAGAAGACAGAUUCAAUCAAAGUAUGGAAUUUAUGAAUCAAGAUGAGUAUGAUAUUGAGAAAUCAUUCAAUUAUUAUCAUUUUAUAUUAAAUUCAAAUAUGCAUCAACCAAUUGAUAUGAAUUGUUCUAAUGAAUCAGAUAAAUAUGAAAUAAUGCAAGAGAUUAACAAUGUACAUGAAAAUAUUAAUGAAAACAGUUUACAUGAUAAAGAAGAAGAAGAAGAAGAUGAUGAUGAUGACGAAGAAGAAGAAGGAGAAGAACAAGUAGAAGAUGCUCAAUACAAUCAUCCACCACCACCUCCUCCUCCUCAUCAUCAUCAUCAUCACGAACAACAAAAUGACGAAUUCACUUUUAGUCAAAAUCUAUUGGAAGAAACAACCAACUGGUCCUAUCCAUAUUUACACAAUUCUUCAUUAUUACCAUCAUCAUCAUCGUCGUCAUCAUCAUCAUCAUCAUCAUCAUCAUCAUCAUCAAAGGAACAAAUCAGUCAGUUAGAACAAGAUAUCACGAUAGACAAUGAUAAGCAUCAUAAUUUCGAAGAAUGUUUACCUAGAACUAAUAAUACUUCUAUUACUACUCCUACUACUAACAAUAAUACUACUUGUAAUGAUAAUAAUAAUAAUAAUAUUAUUAUUACUACUGAUAAUAGUAAUAGUAAUGAUCAUAGUUUCCCCUGUGAAAUUUAUAGCUACGAUAACUCAUUUAAUUAUUUCAUUGUUAAUGAACCGGUAAAUAUAACAACAGUUGAUCAAUUAUUGAUCAGUAAUUCACAUUAUUGA